CAGGGAAAGAGGGCUGGGCCAGGCUCCUCCUCCAUUUCCUCUUCCUCUUCCCAGUCGAGGGAGGCCAGCCAUGGGCAUUGUCAAACUGGCCGAACUGGUGGAGGAAGAGGCCCCCGAGGCCGUCCGCACUGUCCCGCUGGAACGAUACCGGGACCAGGUGGUGGCCUUGGAUGCCUCGGUGGCCAUUUCCCAAUUCCGCACCGCGAUACCACCGAUAAUCAACCGCCACGGACAAAAUAUCAGUCUCUUGCAAGGGCUCUUCUACCGGACGCUGCAUCUCCUGAAAAAGGGCAUCAAGCCGGUCUUUGUGUUUGAUGGGAAACCUCCAGAUUUGAAACAGCCCGUGUUGGCCAAGAGAGCUGCGAUUACUGGAGCCUCAAAGGACGCCAAAGAUCCUCUCGCAAGUGGCCUUCUGCAACAGCUUCCAAAACAAGACUAUGAGACCCUGUUGAGCUGCUUAGGCGUUCCUUAUGUGCAGGCUCCUGCAGAGGCAGAAGCGACGUGCGCUGCUCUUGUGAAGGCUGGCCUUGCCUUCGCCACAGCCACCGAAGACAUGGACGCCUUACCCUUUGGGAGUCUACGUCUCCUGCGCCACCUGAACGCCAAAAACGGGACUGUGGAAGAAAUCUCCUUACCUGUUCUUCUGGAAAAACUGAGCAUGACGCAGGAGCAGUUUGUGGACCUCUGCAUCCUCUUGGGCUGCGACUACUGCGAGAAGAUCCGUGGUCUGGGCCCCAAAAAGGCCCUGAAGCUGCUCCGGCAACACGGCAGCAUUGAGCAGGUGGUGGAGCACACCUCUCGCCAGAAGCACCCCUUGCCGGACAACUGGCCACUGGCCGAAGUCCGGGCUCUCUUCCUUGAUCCGGUGGUGGCCCCUCUGAGCCAGGUGGCCCUGGAGUGGAGGGACCCUGACGAGGAGAGGCUGGUGUGCUUCCUGGCGCAUGAGAAGCACAUGAAUGAGAGCCGUGUUCGUCGUGGGAUGGAAAAAUGGCGAGAGAGUUUGCCGAAGCAACCUAAGCCCCCGAAGCAACCUAAGCCAGGGUUUGGAGCAAAGGACGGUUCCCGGCAGCAGAAGAUGGAGGAGUUCUUCCAGGUCAAAAAACGCCCGUGCCAGGUUCCCAGUGGCCCACUUUCCAGGAAGAAGCAAAGGCUCAAACACCAGCCGGAAAAUGCAGCCAGGACUUGAGGAAAAAAAGCAUUUAUUCAUUCCUGAAUUUAUUUUUCUGCCUUGCAUUAGCGAAGCUUUGAAUAUUGAAGCUUUCCCAGCACUCAGGGGGGAAAAAACCAUCUCACAGUACUUGGACUGCAAUGGAAUCCUGGGAUUUGUAGUUUGUUUAGGCAGCAGCCCUCUUGUUCAGAGAAGGCCAAAGACCUUGGAAAACUACAACUCCCUGGCUUAGAGUCAUAGAGUUGGAAGAAACCCCGUGGACUACCUAGUCCAACCCCCUGCCAUGCAGAAAAAGCACAAAGUAUCCCUGACAGAUGGCCAUCCAGCCUCUGUUUAAAAAUUUCCAAGAAGGAGCUUCCACCGGACUGCGCAGCAGUGAGUUCCACUGCUGAACGACUCUCACAGUUAGGAAAUUCUUUCUAAUGUUCAAGUGGAAUCUCCUCUCCCAUAAUUAAAACCCAUGGCUCCUAUGCCGUCGCACCUGGGGCUAUAAUUCUUAGUGAAAGAGACAUAGACGUGACAUCUUUCCCCCAGGGGAUUGCUUCUUGCCUUCCUUUAGAAAACUUGAACUCCGAAGGACCAAAACAGCAUAGAUAACUCAAAAUAGAUUUUAUUGUUCACAAAGAGUUAUCCCUUUAAGGCAAUAAGCUGGAAGUUUCAAAGGGGGCAAAGGAAAUAUACAUUACAGUCUCUGGUUGUUUUUGGUCCAAGGAGAUUUCACAGCUGAGAAGCUUUUCCUGUUCCCUCUUUUCUCAAUGGCUGCGAAGGUCGGAACAAACACAACCCCCUGUCCAAUGGCCUAUGUUGAAGGCACAGAGUCCUCCCUUUGAUGCCAAAGGACCGGUUUGAAUGCACUUGGGUCUCCUCAACGUUGUCCAGGGCAAUCUGGGCAUGAAGCAUGAGUCCCAAGGGUAAAAACCUUAGAAUUGGUGAUGAGAGGUAACUUAAUCAAGGGCUUUAGAGCCAAGUCUCUUUUUCAUGUCUGAUAGAAAGUUUGAUGGUAAAAUGGAAAAGGAAAAGCUCUGCCCUCCUUCAGGAAGAGGUGGAGCCAAGCAAUUGAGCUGAGGAAGCAAUAUAACUGGUGCAAACAACAUUGAUUGACAGCUAUGAAUAACCAACCAAUCCAACUAUACAUUUACAAACUAGGCAAGUAUGGGCAUGUUAUACAGUUUAAACCUUUGCACUUUAAAAUUCUACACACAGGUGGUGCCACACGCGACGUUACAGCUCCAUUGAAUCCUAGUUUCUAGGGCAGCAGAAUGGAAACCUGCUCCCCCUGCCUUAGGACACCCUUUCACGUAUGGAUACAUGGCUUUCAGGUCUCCUCUUGUUGGGGUUCAGCCUGUGUGUGAACCUGAACCUGAUUCUCUGAUUGUAUUUCCUGAUGCCAACGAAGAUGUGGAUUCUGAAGUCAAUGUAGAAGAUGACGGUUUGUGUAGUGAAACUCCUGCAGCCUUGGAAAGUGAAAGUCCAAAUUCCCAUGAGAAUAUUUCAGAGCCAAGCGGUGAACUUUCACUCCCUUUUCUUCCCAGUCUUAGCUCUCCAGAGAAUCCGACACCUGGGCUCUCUAAUGAGGAUAGGAGAGGGCAGAUUUGGCAGAGCAGGGGAGAAUCUCAAAGUUUACGAAGGUCAGCUAGAUUGAGAGAAAUGCAAACAAAGCCUUCAGGCGUGUCACGUAAUAGAUUUCUCGACCUUAAGUACCUCUCGCCUGGAUGCAUCUUCAGACCAGGCAUCGUUCCAGAUUCAUGCAUCACCUUUGGCAGGUCUCCUGAUUCCAGUGGCCUUAUUCCUAAGAGGCUUCCUAGUUGCUUCAAGUACGGUUAGUGGAUUGCUAACAGGUUCCAGGAUUUAGCAGUGUUACUAUGGGUUUUUUGAUCUUGUUCAUGGACAUUUCUUGUUGCUGAUUUUUACUGUGGCUUUUUACCUUGCAUAUUUUCUCUAUUUUUGUACUCAUCUUUCAUCAAUAAAAAAGGAUUGUUUUUCCUGAAA
Messenger RNA from Anolis sagrei ordinatus, 3157 nucleotides. RefSeq names its product probable flap endonuclease 1 homolog. Gene Ontology annotation, cellular component: nucleus. NCBI's taxonomy places the organism in Eukaryota, Metazoa, Chordata, Lepidosauria, Squamata, Anolidae. The record is from RefSeq and is a predicted model, not a curated record. Gene Ontology annotation, molecular function: magnesium ion binding; 5'-3' exonuclease activity; 5'-flap endonuclease activity.